ACUUUCCAAAGUGAUCUGUUUUGUGAAAUCAGGUCCGACGUCCCUGCACUCACGUUGGAAAAGUAUAUGGAGGGGGAGAAUACGAAUCCCAACAUGGUUUCUCUGAAUCCAGCAAAAAACAAACAAAAAAGGCCUCCUCUGCCAACUGAAUCACUCCAAAAUUCAAAAAAUACUGAACUCGAAUCUUCCCCGAUUACCAAGAUAAAUCCAUCGCCGGAAAAAAAUUCCAAAGUUACCGAGGCUUCUCCCUCAGUAACAAAUAUUGAAGAAACGGUCUCCGUUGAGGAUGCUGUGCAAAAUGAAAUAGUUUCUAUUUCACUAGAACAAGAACAAGAGAAGAAUGAUGAUAAUUGUAUGACAACUGCAUUGUGUGAGAGUCCUCCAAGAAUAACCCCAGAGACGUUAGAGGUGAUUGACUUGAACAAAAUAUAUUUGUCCCUGACUGAUUUGUCAUCAAAGGUUGACUUGAUUUUUUCCAGAUUGGAUAAAAUUGACUCAAAUUUAUCGAAUCUAAACGAAAAAUCUCUUAAAGAUUCUUUGGAGGUUCAAUCUUGCCCCGAUGGCCCUUCAGAGAAUUCGAACCAAGUUUUGUCUGAGAGUGAAGGUGUUGAUAUCAAUGGGAGUAAAAUCGACUGUCUGAAUGAAAAAUAAAUUUAAUCCGAAAAUUAAU
Messenger RNA from Octopus sinensis (East Asian common octopus), 670 nucleotides. RefSeq lists its product as uncharacterized. The record is from RefSeq and is a predicted model, not a curated record. Bases 67 to 651 code for a protein of 194 amino acids. NCBI's taxonomy places the organism in Eukaryota, Metazoa, Mollusca, Cephalopoda, Octopoda, Octopodidae. The transcript has 2 exons.